AUGUAUUUGAAAGAGGGAUGCUCUUUAUUGCUCAAAGUUCAGAAGCCUUCAAUCCCUUUAGUCUUGAAUACUAGUAUUAACUCCCCAGUACUCAAUGCCAUUCAAAAGAGUGAUAAAAAUAGCAAAAAAGACUCGGUCUUUAUUAAAGAAUAUGAAGUUUUGAAGAGAUUGAAGAAUGAAUGUGAUGUAACUUCUGCACUGGAGUACUUCAAGUAUGUGGCAAAUGUGGGAUAUUUUAAGCACACCCCUUUAACUUACCGAAUGAUGAUUGAAAAACUGGGGAAGAAUCAGGACAUGGAUGCCGUUCAGUACCUUUUGCAACAAAUGAAGCUAGAAGGCAUUCCUUGUUCUGAGGACAUAUUCAUUAGUGUUAUUAAGUCUUACAGGCAAUGCGGGGCAGCCGAGCAAGCCCUUAGAACGUUUUAUAGGAUACAAGAUUUUGGUUGUAAAGUUACAGUGAAGAUUUAUAACCAUUUGUUAGAUGCAUUGCUUUGUGAGAGUAGGUUUCAUAUGUUAAACCCUAUUUAUGAUAAUAUGAAGAAGGAUGGCUUGGAGCCAAAUGUUUAUACUUACAAUAUUCUUUUGAAGGCGUUGUGUAAGAAUAAUAGGUUGGAUGGUGCUCAUAAAUUGCUGGUUGAGAUGUCGAACAAGGGAUGCUCCCCGGAUGUGGUGAGCUACACCACGAUAGUGUCAUCUAUGUGCAAGAAUGGUAAUGUUAAAGAAGCAAGAAAACUUGCUUUAGGUUUCAGGCCAAGUGUGCCUAUAUAUAAUUCUCUCAUAAAUGGAUUCUGUAGUGAUGGAGAUCUUAAUAUGGCGUUUGAGUUGAUUGAUGAAAUGAUCAGUAACGGACUUAGCCCUAAUGUUGUCACAUAUACGACAAUUCUGAAUGCGCUUGCUCAUUCUGAAGACGUUAGGAUCUGUUUUGCUAUUUUGGCAAAAAUGUUUACUAGUGGAGUAAGUCCUAAUAUUCAGACAUUUACUUGCUUGAUUGGAGGACUUUCUUUGGAAGGAAAAUUUAUUGAAGCCUUUGAUGUAUGGGACAGGAUGAUCAGGGAGGGCAUUUUGCCUAAUGUUAUCACAUACAACACACUAAUACAUGGUCUGUGUUUGGCAGGGAAUUUGCCACAAGCUUUGUCUGUUUUCAAUCAGAUGAAUUACUGUGGCUGCAUUCCAAAUGUGACAACUUUCAGUACACUGAUUGAUGGCUUCGCAAAUUUUGGAGACUUAUCUGGUGCAUCUGAGAUAUGGAACAAGAUGAUAAGUUCAGGAUGCCGUCUUAAUGUUGUGGCGUAUACAGCCAUGGUGGAUGUGCUUUGUAGAAGUAUGAUGUUCGAUAGAGCUUGUAAGCUGAUUGAGAGAAUGCGGAUGGAAAAUUGUCCCCCAAAUACAGUUACAUACAAUGUGGUCAUUAAGCAUUUAUGCAGCAAUGGGAAAGUAGACGGGGCAAUGCAGUUUUUUGAGGAAAUGAAACAGUAUGGAUGUGCAUGUAAUGUUACAACCUACAAUGUACUAGUGGAUGGUUUUCUCAAAGUUAAAAAUUUCAGGGCAGCGUUUGAGCUUCUUAUGGAUAUGGAGGAAAAGGGUUAUUUGACUUCAGUGACUUUUAAUACCAUCAUAGAUGGCCUUUUUCAUGCAGCUUUGGUUGAGAUGGCACUGUUGUUUGUUGGGAAAAUGAUGGUCAAGGGAAUAAAACCUGACACUUACACGUUGAACAUACUAAUCAAUGGUUAUUGCAAGUGUGGUAAGGUAGAAUCUGCAAUCAAACUGGUGGAUACCAUGAGGGCUAUUAGGUGGCAGCCUAAUUUAAUUGCAUACACCAGUCUUAUCUGCGGGAUAUGUGAGUCUAUUGAUGUGGAAUCAGCCUGUAUGUAUCUCCAAAGGAUGACACAUGAAGGGAUGUCUCCUAAUAUUGCUAUCUGGAACGUUUUGGUGAGGCGGUUAUUUUGUGAAAAGGGAUUCAAGGCAUCUGUAACCUAUCUUAAUGUAGUAAUGGAUUAUGCUUUGUCAAAGGAAAGUCAGCUGGUGAAGCCUAACAUCUACAAAGAUGUAUGCAAAUUUGGAGGUCGCCUCAUUGUCAUUUCUGUAUAG
Molecule: messenger RNA, 2088 nt
Organism: Oldenlandia corymbosa var. corymbosa
Lineage: Eukaryota; Viridiplantae; Streptophyta; Magnoliopsida; Gentianales; Rubiaceae
Source: the annotation of a GenBank genome assembly